CAUGAAAUCAUUCUGUGGCUCUUCUUUUUGAGCAGUUCACAGUCAGUCAACUUAUUGAGAGUACUUUUAGAAAUUACAUGAAAUUUUGGAUGGAGGAACCUUGAAACCAUGAUAAUUUUAAUAUUAUUUAGCCACUAAAAACCUCUUGUGGACGAUGUGUGUUCUGUAAUGUAGCAGGGGUGUCUGCCAGCAGAGUUCAAACAGACACAGUGUGUCAGUGUAUACACUUUUAAAACUUUUAUUAAGUUGCUCUAUUUGCCCUUAAAGCACAUUUCUCAUUUGUCUGCUUGACUUGAUUUUUGUUUUCCCUUCUCCCCGACUUUAUUUCUUUAGUCCUUAAGCUCUGUGUUAGCCUCCUCCAGAAAAGAAAUCGAACAAAUGUCAGACAAGAUGAGGGCUUUGAGAUCAGAAAAAGAGACUUUGGCACAGGAGGGGAAUACUUUAAAAUUAGAGAGAGGUCCCUUGUUAUCAAAACUUAAAGAACUGGAGUCAAAGAUUUCGUUAAUGCAACAAGACCAAGAAGAGCUGAAGGCAGAAAAUAAAAGAAUCCUAAAGCAGAAGGAAGAAGCUGAGGCCAAAAGCCAGCAGGAGAGCACAGAAAAGGCAGCUCUGGCUGCUGAGAAAAGCAAAUUACUGUCUGAACUCGGGGCAGUGCAGGCAAAGCUGCUGGAGGCAGCUCAGGAAAAUGAAGCUCUGCAGUCCCUGGAGUUAACCUUGUUCCAGAAGCUGGAGGAGCUCCAGGCCAGCAGAGAUGCCAUGGAUGUGGCGUGUCAGAAACACGUCAGAGAAUGGGAAGAGCUGGAGAGUUAUCAGAAGAGACUUUUGGGAGAGAAAGAUGCAGCUCUGAAAGACAAAGAUGAAGUUAUCCAGAAGCUGGGAAGUUCUUGUGAGGCCCUGGCCAGAGAGCAGAGGGAGCUGCAGCAGCAAGUGUCAGCUCUGGCUGCAGAGAGAGUGUCAGCCCUGGGCGAGCUCCUGGCGCUGCAGGACAGGCACAAAGCCCUGGAGGAGGAGCUGGGCAGGCUCUUGUCAGGCCUGCAGGAGGAGAAGGACGUGCUCCUCAAAGGCACAGAAAAGCUGCAAGGGAGUUUAGAGCAGGCAGUCAGUGAGAACCAAGUGUUAAAAGUGAGAGAGGAGGAGAUGCAAAGCCAGCUCAGCAAAGCCAAGAAGGACACCCAGGAGCUGCAGAGUUCCCUUGAGAGCCUCACCCGUGUCCUUGAGGAAAUGAAAGCCUCAAGAGACACACUCAGUUUGGAGUGCAGUCACUUACGUCAGGAGAAAGAGGCUCUUUCCUCAUCAGAACAGAGGCUUUUGGCUGAAAGGGAGCAACUUCUCAAUGAAAAUAAGGCAACUGCUGAGAAACUUGUGAAGGCCUCAGCAUAUGCUGAGCUUUGUGAGAGAGUCUGCGCUGAGAAAAUGAACAAGCUGACCUUGGAGAAGGAAUCUGUCCUUCAGAAGUUGUUGCAGUUUGAGGAGCACAACGAGGCUCUUCUCCAAGAGAGGAAGGAACUGGAGAGAAAACACUUGGAGCUUCUUGGUGAAAACGAGUCCUGUGCAAAGGCAGUUUCUGAUCUGAAGAAAGAACACGAGCUGGAUCUCCUGGCCAGGAAUGCUCUGGCUGAAGAGAAUGCCACACUCCAAAAUUCCAUUGAAGCCCUGAAGGGAGAGCUCAGUAAGAAGACUGUAGAAAAUCAGGAGUUAAUGGCCUGUAAAUGUGACCUUUCCAGUCUUCUGCAGAAGGCCCAGGAUGCCAAAAGAGCAUUAGAAGGUGAGCUGGCAGCUGCAGCACACACCAAGCAGGUCCUGUCCUCUUCCUUGGACACCUGCUCCUUUGCCAGGGAAAUGCUGACCAGGGAGAGGGAUGAGCUGCAGGAGGAGUGUCAGAAAUUAAACAAAGAGGUUGCUCUUGUGAAAGAAUCCUUAACCUUGGAAAAGGAAGCUCGAAAACUGGACGAGAAAUCAUUUCUGUUGGGACGUACAGAACUUCAGCGGAACAUCUGCUCCUUGGAGAAGGAGCUGGAAGAGCUGAGAGAGAAAAACAAAGUUCUGGCUGAGAAAACCCUUUCCAUUGAGGAGAAAGAAAAGUGUGAAAUGAAACUGGUGGAGAUAAUGAGAGAGGAACAAGUGAUCUGUGCAGAGAAGGAGCACGUCACUGCCAACAUGAGGCGGCUGAAGAGCAACUUUGCCUCCGUGUCCAGAACGGCGGCCGAGUUCCGGGGCGUGCACAGCGGCAUCGCCAGGAAGAUGGACGUGCUGGAGCAGCAGAUGGAGCUGAUGGAGAAGGAGGGCACUGAGUACCUUCAGGACCUGGAGAUCCUGAGGAAGGAGCAGAAAAAUCUGCUCCUCAGUCAGGAGGGACUAGUGAAGGAGAAGGGGAUGUUAUUCCAGGAUUAUUACAGACUCCAUGAGGAGGUUAAGCUUUUAGAACAGACUAACAGUGACCUCUCGGGCAAAUUGUUGGAGUCUCAGGGCCAAAAUCAGAUGCUGCAGGAGCAAAUGAAAAAUCUGAUUUUGAAAGUAAAAGAAAUUGAGACUCUCCAGGCCCAAGCAGUAGUACAGAAACCAGAGGUAUUGAAAUUCAUAGUUAAAAGUCAAGUCUGGGGCUGGUUCUACUAAUCCUGAGCACUAACCCUGGUGUCCUGUCUGCACCUCCCUGCACACUCAGCCCUUCAUAACACACUGCACUGUGGGCUCUCAGUGUGGGACCUGGGGGGUGUUUGCAACUGUGAGUCUAAAAGACACUUUUUUUCUUUUUUUUUUUAAUAUUUUUAACUACAAAAGCCUCUAUUGUUGCUGAAUGUUGCAAGAAAACAACAUAAACUGUGAAUAAAAGGAAGUUGUGUUCCCUGAAUCUGUGAGGAGAUGUGGAGCAGCUCCUUCUGCUGAAGGACUCUGCUACAUAAAAUUUAAAGUAGUGAUAGAUAAUGUUUUCAAGUGGAUCUUUGUGUAAUUUUAUGUGCAAUUACAGCAAACUACCAACCUGAGUUACUCCAAAAAUAUGAAAGAAUGUUCUGCUUCUGUAAAUUGGAUAAAAGCAGUGUGAGAGGAAUUGAAAAUAUUGACGAUUCUGGAGUUCUUUUUAUUCACAGAAGUGUUUUGUAUUCACCACCAACAAAUUCUUUAUAAAACACUUUGAUUUUCAGUUUGUGUGGCUUGAAGCCCAGAAAAUCACAUGGAAUGCAAAUUGGGAUCAGGAGAUCCUAUAGAUUACAGCUGCCUAAGUAUUUCGAUACCAUUGUGAAAUAUUUCCUUUUUGAGGCCAUAAUGAACAACACUGAAAUAAUGCAAUAAUUGGCUUUAAUUCCGUUAUUUUCCAAAUAUUUGAGGUUUUGCAAUUCCUUAUUUCUGAAAAUACACCAGACUGUUGGAAGUGAAUAUCUGUUGAAUUAUUACUGCCUAAAGAGGUGAGAGAUCUGAGAGCAAUCACAGUGGUGGUGAUGAGAAAUCCAGGAAUUCAAAUUCCUCAGAUGUGACAUGAG
Messenger RNA from Zonotrichia albicollis (white-throated sparrow), 3476 nucleotides. Lineage: Eukaryota; Metazoa; Chordata; Aves; Passeriformes; Passerellidae. The record is from RefSeq and is a predicted model, not a curated record.